AGUGAGCUUGCUACAUAAAAACAGGCCUCAAAUGGCCUUCUCCUCCACCUUCAAACCCCAAACUCAACUUCGUUCCUUCACCCUCUGUAAGUCUCCAUCUAUUCUUUCUUCUAAUUUCAACAAUUUCUCAAAUUUAUCACAAAAAAAGCACUCACCUUUAUUCUACAUUCAAGCACACACCACCACCACACACUCUGAAACAAAAUCAUCAAUUGCAGACCAACACCACUCAAAACCCACAAUUAGUAGAAGAAUUCUUGACAAAAUCCAACAUGGGCUUUCAUCUUUUGAUUCUAAAGAUGAAAACUUUAUGAGAAAAACACAAGAAAAUGGCGAUAUUCGACAUGGGGUUGAGGCUAAAGAUGAAAGUUUUAUGAAAAAAUCAGAACAAUAUGGUAAAUUUCAACAUGGGGUUUCAUCUUCUGAGACUAAAGAUGAAAAUUUUGAGAGAAAACCAGUAGAAAUUGACAAAAUGGUGUUGAAAGAGAAAGAUAAGUUUUCAAGAAAUAGACUUGAUAGUAAAAAGAUGAAAUUUAAUGAUUCUGGUGAAAAGAUUUCAAAAGAUACAGUUUCGGAUGUGAAGAGGUUUAAAAGGCCUAAGAAGGGGAAAUUUGAAUCUCCUGUAACUAUCUUGCGAAUAAGUUUAGAAAUUUGUUCGAAAUUAGGGGACGUUAUGGGUGCUAUUGGAAUUUUUGAUUUAGCUAAAAAAGAAGGUAUAAGUUUAGGGCAGUAUCAUUAUGCUGUGAUUUUGUAUCUUUGUUCAUCUGCGGCUGUAGGAGUUGUUCAACCUGCAAAAAGCGGGAGAUCAGAUACCACUUCUAACGUAGAUUCUGAAAAUCUUGAAGCACAAACUCCUGGAUUAGAGACUUAUUGUCAGACCUUAGAUGGAUUAACCGAGUUGAUCAAACAUCAUGAAAACUCGAAAGUAAGAAAUAGAAUUAAAGUAGGAGAUAAUAUCAAAGAGUACGCGCUCAAAAGGGGUUUUGAAAUCUAUGAAGAAAUGGUUUCUGAUGAAGUCCCAAUGAAUGAAGCGAUUUUGACAUCUUUAGCUCGAAUGGCAAUGUCUAGAAAUGAUGGUGAAAUGGCAUUUGAGAUGGUAAAACAAAUGAAAGACUUGGGCAUAAACCCUAGAUUAAGAUCAUACGGUCCUGCAUUAUCUGUUUUUUGCAAUAACGGGAACCUUGAAAAAGCGUUUGAAAUCGAAGAACAUAUGUUGUCACAUGGUGUUUACCCAGAGGAACCCGAAUUGGAAUUACUCUUAAGAGUGAGUAUAGAAGCUAAUAGGAGUGAUAAAGUUUAUUACUUGUUGCAUAAAUUAAGAACAAGUGUUAGAAAAGUGUUGCCUUCUACCGCAGAUGUGAUUGAAAAGUGGUUUACAAGCAAGGGUGCUACAAGAAUUGGGAAAAGAAAAUGGGAUCAACAUGAGAUUAGUGAAGCGAUUGAAAAUGGUGGUGGAGGGUGGCACGGACAAGGCUGGUUGGGUAAUGGGAAAUGGAAUGUUUUGAGAUCAUCUGUUGGAAAAGACGGAUCAUGUAGUUGUUGCGGUGAGAAACUUGUAACCAUUGAUCUUGAUCCAAUAGAGACGGAAAAAUUUGCUGAAUCAGUCGCAGAAAUUGCUAAACAAAGAGAUAGGCAUUCAAGCUUUAAGAAAUUUCAAAAAUGGCUUGAUUACUACGGACCAUUUGAAGCUGUUGUAGAUGGAGCAAAUGUCGGCCUUUUCAGCCAGAGAAGAUUUAAACCAUCUAAGGUCAAUACCAUUGCAAAUGGCAUCAGGCAGAUACUUCCUUCUAAGAAAUACCCACUUAUUAUCUUGCACAAUAGGCGUAUAACCGGUGAUAAAAUGGAAGAUGGACUGAAUAAAACCUUAAUUGAGAAGUGGAAAACUGCUGAUUCGCUCUAUGCAACACCUACAGGAUCGAAUGAUGAUUGGUACUGGUUGUAUGCAGCUAUAAAGUUUAAGUGCUUGCUUGUGACUAACGAUGAGAUGAGAGACCAUUUGUUUCAGCUAUUGGGGAAUGAUUUUUUCCCUAAAUGGAAAGAAAGGCAUCAGGUCCGAUUCCACUUUUCUGAAAUGGGUCCAGUGUAUCACAUGCCGCCUCCAUGUUCGGUUGUGAUUCAGGAGUCAAGAACAGGCCAUUGGCAUAUUCCUAUUGCUUCAGAACAAGAUUCUGAAGAGGAAAGAGUAUGGUUAUGUGUUACACGUGAUAAGUCAAGUAAAGAUAACCAAAAGUCUAUCAACGGGACCAAAGGACGUAAAGGAAUUUCGGGAUCUGAUUUUGAAACUGAAGUUCAACUAAAUGCACCUUUGGCGAAGGAUCAGAACCAUGGGAGCCAUAAACGUACAUCUCAAGAAAUCAAACAAACUCUGUCGUCAUCUCCUGUAAAUCAAUGUGCAACUUUGACUCGAAUAGCCGCAGCAGAGAAGCUUGGUGACUGUGUUUUAGAUUUUCAAAUAUGAUCUGAUAGGGGUUUGACUUUGAAACCAUUGACUUUGACUGACUCACAAAUGGAGCUAAACCAAGACUUUAGAUGAAGAAAGCUAGUAUUCCAUCCCAAUAUCUUGUCAUUUACUCUCGUCUUUUUGAAAGGUUCCUUUUUGUAAAAAUGCAUGUCUACUGUCUAGGUAAUUACGGAGUAUUAUUUAUUAUUUUUCUUUUCCAGUUUUUUGUUGGUAAUAACUUGAUCAUGUGCCUUGUAACAAUAAGAGGGAAAAAAAAAGAAGAUUGUCUGGUCUGGAUCUGGCAUUCCAAAA
This is a messenger RNA of Erigeron canadensis, 2752 nucleotides long. RefSeq names its product proteinaceous RNase P 1, chloroplastic/mitochondrial-like. The transcript is spliced from 7 exons. The coding region runs from base 32 to 2458 and encodes 808 amino acids. Gene Ontology annotation, molecular function: ribonuclease P activity; protein binding. Lineage: Eukaryota; Viridiplantae; Streptophyta; Magnoliopsida; Asterales; Asteraceae. Gene Ontology annotation, biological process: tRNA 5'-leader removal. The record is from RefSeq and is a predicted model, not a curated record.